UUUUCCUUCUGAAGCAGAAGCUAAUCAGUUGUUCCGUUCUCCCGCCAUCGGUUCCCAAUCAAAGAGUCGGCUAGUAGAUUUGAAGAUUUCAAUGGCAGAGUCUACUCAGAUGGAAGUUGAGAGUGUUGAGCCACCAUUGCCGAUUAAACCAACCUUCAAGCCUUUGAAAGCUCAUGAGAUGUCUGAUGGUAAAGUGCAAUUCAGAAAAGUAGCCGUACCGCCAAACCGGUACACUCCGCUCAAGAAAGCAUGGUUAGAUAUCUACACACCGGUUUACGAUCAGAUGAAGGUCGACAUUAGGAUGAAUCUCAAGUCACGCAAAGUCGAGCUCAAAACUCGAGCUGACACUCCCGACGUCAGUAACCUACAGAAGUCUGCUGAUUUUGUUCACGCCUUCAUGCUUGGUUUUGACAUUCCAGAUGCUAUCUCGCUUCUGAGGAUGGACGAGCUUUAUGUUGAGUCGUUUGAGAUCAAGGAUGUCAAGACUCUGAGAGGUGAGCAUUUGUCUCGUGCCAUCGGGAGAUUGUCUGGGAAAGGAGGUAAGACCAAGUUUGCUAUCGAGAACUCGACUAAGACAAGGAUUGUUAUUGCAGACACUAGGAUUCAUAUCUUGGGAGCUUUCACUAGUAUUAAGGUUGCUAGGAGCUCACUGUGCAGUCUUAUUAUGGGUUCGCCUGCUGGAAAAGUUUACUCCAAGCUCCGAUCUGUCACUGCUAGAUUAGCUGAAUAGUUGUCAAUGGCGGAACGUUAACUUGAUUUUUGCAUCAAAGGAACAACAAUUUUUCUUGAUUUUUGGUAUUUGGGUUGGUUUCUGUUGUCCUUGUUUCGCCAUGUUCUAAAGAUUUGAAGAAGUGUCUUCUCUCUCUCUAUAGAUUGUGAUUUUGAUGUAUUCUUAUCUGUUGUUUAGUUUAGAGCAUUAACAAUAAGCGUUUGUGUCACACGAAUUUGCAUGAAUCCCUAAGUGUCAGCUUUUGGAAUGAGAAAUCAAACACCUGAAUUGCAUUUUUAUAA
This is a messenger RNA of Eutrema salsugineum, 1011 nucleotides long. Its product is annotated as RNA-binding protein pno1. Gene Ontology annotation, cellular component: nucleolus. Lineage: Eukaryota; Viridiplantae; Streptophyta; Magnoliopsida; Brassicales; Brassicaceae. Gene Ontology annotation, molecular function: RNA binding. Bases 92 to 730 code for a protein of 212 amino acids. The transcript has 2 exons. The record is from RefSeq and is a predicted model, not a curated record.